AUGGCAAUGAAAGAACAGUUUGAGUACCACAGCAACCCAGGCCAUGUCAUCUUCGGUCGCGGUACAAUUGCAAAAGUCCCUGAUGAGAUAUCGCGCCUCGGUGUCUCUCGUCCUCUCGUUUUGGCCGCCAAGCGGCACCAUCGGCAAGUUGAAGCACUAACGUUGGCACUGGGCGGAAAGGGUGCAGGCGUCUUCCACGAGGCCACAAUGCACACACCAGUUCAUAUCACCGAGAAAGCGUUAGCGUAUGCCAAAGGCAAUAACGCCGACUCGAUCAUAACCAUCGGAGGAGGCAGCGCCAUUGGGCUCGGCAAAGCACUUAGUAAUCGAACAAGCUGGCCUCAUAUCGCAAUUCCAACGACUUAUUCAGGAAGCGAGAUGACCCCUCUUCUCGGGGAAUUAGCAAACGGAAAGAAGACAGGGACGACGGCACCGAGAAUAUUACCAGGGACGGUGGUUUAUGACGUUGAUUUGACACUCACGCUUCCACCGUCGGUGAGUGUCAUAAGCGGGUUUAACGCAAUGGCUCACGCUGUGGAGGCUCUCUAUGCGCGUCAAGCAAAUCCUAUAACAUCUCACCUAGCUCAGGAGGGCAUCAGGGCCCUCGUCACAGCCCUACCUUCCAUCGCUGUCGACCCGAAUGCACUAUCCGCCCGCAGUCUCGCACUAUAUGGAGCUUUUCUCUCGGGAACUUGCCUCGGCUCCGUAGACAUGUCUCUCCACCACAAGAUCUGUCACGUCUUGGGCGGCAACUUUAACCUGCCUCACGGAGAGCUCCACACCCUCGUCCUCCCGCACGCGCUCGCAUAUAACGCACCGAAGAUCUCGAACGUUCUUCGUAUUCUAGCGGAUAUCCUUCCAGAAAAUAAAGAAACUGGCGGAGACGCCAUUCAGAGCCUGAACGUGUUCAUGGCGCAACUACCGAUACCACGAGGUGGAAUGCAGGAAUUCGGAAUGAGAGAGGAGCACAUCGACGUUGCAGCCGAGCUGGUAGUCAGUCAGCCGUACUGGAAUCCGAGGCAGGUCGAGCAGGAAGGCGUGCAAGAACUAAUCCGGAGAGUUUGGGCUGGCGAAGAGGCCAGAGCUGACCUGUAG
This is a messenger RNA of Fonsecaea erecta, 1095 nucleotides long. RefSeq lists its product as hypothetical. Gene Ontology annotation, molecular function: alcohol dehydrogenase (NAD+) activity; maleylacetate reductase activity; metal ion binding. The transcript has 2 exons. Gene Ontology annotation, cellular component: mitochondrion. NCBI's taxonomy places the organism in Eukaryota, Fungi, Ascomycota, Eurotiomycetes, Chaetothyriales, Herpotrichiellaceae. The record is from RefSeq and is a predicted model, not a curated record. Bases 1 to 1095 code for a protein of 364 amino acids.